Molecule: messenger RNA, 1925 nt
Organism: Spinacia oleracea (spinach)
Lineage: Eukaryota; Viridiplantae; Streptophyta; Magnoliopsida; Caryophyllales; Amaranthaceae
Exons: 5
Coding region: 1-1683 (560 amino acids)
Source: RefSeq, a predicted model, not a curated record
AUGCAACAUCUUGAAGAUGUUUUUCAACUUAUGCAGAAAAAUUCAAUGUAUGCGAAAGCUAGCAAGUGUAGUCUUGUGAUUGAUAAAGUUGAAUAUUUAGGCCAUUUUAUAUCACUAGCAGGGGUUGAAACUGAUCCUAAAAAGGUGGAAGCAAUAGCCAAGUGGCCUACCCCUAAGACAGUUAAAGAGCUUAGAAGUUUUUUGGGUUUGACCGGGUAUUAUAGAAAGUUUGUUAAAAACUAUGCUUCUAUAUGUAAACCUCUGCAUGGGUUGCUUACGCAUGGUAAUUUUGGUUGGAACACAGAAGCUCAAUUGGCAUUUGAGACUUUGAAAGAAGCUUUAUUUUCUGCUCAAGUCCUGGCUGUGCCUGAUUUCUCUACUGUAUUCAUAGUGGAAACAUAUGCUUCUAUUGUUGGUAUUGGUGUUGUACUCAUGCAAUCAGUUUUGAGUGGUCAAAUGAGGGCUCUACAAGAUUAUAAGAAGGUGAUUGUGUUUGAGUAUAGUUUGUGUGAGUUGUUGACUUCUUUGUAUGUUGCUAUAUUGGAAACUGUUAUACCACAAUCGACAAAUUCAGGAGCUAGGCUCCUCUUUUUUGAUGUAUUAAAGCAUCAUUGUCAGAACGCGGUUACACACUCUCCUAAAAGACGGAGAACAAGGAUGCCAAAGAAGGAUUUAGAAACCGGAAAUUUCGAGAAUCUGAUAGUGGAAGUGACUCAAGGGUUAAGUCCAAACAUUGGAGAAAACACAAGCUUCAUUCAGAACAAUUUACAAGGCAAAUAUCUUUCUGGUUCAGAUGCCGCUCAACCUGAUAUCCCGUUGUCUGCUGUACAGCAUUCAGAAGCAGUGAAGCUGAAAAUGCAGUCUGCUGUAGAAAGAGAAGGAACUCCUGGUGAUGCUGUCAAUUUGCAAACUGUCGAGAAUAUAUCACAGGGAGAUGCUGAUAUAGAUAUGGAAAUAGAUGAUACCAACAGCAUAGAAGAUACAAUCUUUGCAAUGAACAAUCAUAAAGACCAAUCAUCCACAAAGACCACAAGCUUAACUCUGACGGAGCUGGCUCAACAGAUGGCUGUUGAUGAUGAUGACAUUGUGAACUCUGUAUGUGAUAGCAGUCAUGUCUUCGUUGGGGGUUAUAAGGUAAAAUCUGAAGACUCGGGCCUCCUCGGCUCUAUUCUUUCCAAGCAUGGGGAUAUUGCUGAUAACUGCAAUUUCAAAACACCAUCAGUUCGUUCUCUGUUCAUACAACAUGUAUGUGACAUUGUUCAAACUUUGAAGAAGACUAGUAUUGCAUUCAUCACUACGAGUGAGCUUGAAAAGAUGGUAGCUGGCCUUAGUGAUAUUGAAGGAGCAUGUAUAGAAGUUGGAUGGCUCGAAGAGAGGCUCGUUGAGAUUUACGAAGCAAAGAAAGCUAUCCCUAUGCUUGGGCCAUCAUCCGAAUUGAGAAAGACUCAAACUGAACGGAAAUUCAAGAUUCAGUGUACAAAAGCAUUUGUGGAAGAGUACAAGAGAGAGAUUGUUAUUAGAGAGGAAGAACUUCGCAAUUUAGAGGAAAAGUUGCGCAUGGCUGAGAGUGUACUUUCUGUUGACGAAGAGGAGGCUACGACAGCAGAAAUGGUGAUUGGUGAGUACAAGGACAAGUUGAGGCGCAUUGUGGAGUUAGGCUCCUUGCAUUGUGGUCUAGUAUGAUUGUUACUUUCGACAAACAGUCACAUUCGGGGUCUACACUCCGAGGAUUGCGCCUUAUGCGAGGAAUUUGAUGUGGUUCGUGAGCAAUGGGCUAAGUUUUUUACCAACAAGUAUUUAUUAUUGGCUUUAGCGCGCUUGAUCGAGUUGGUUUAGUUGUUAUAGAAUAAAUUUUAUAUUAAAAUGUAUGUUUAUGUUGAAAUUGGAACAUAUAUUUAAAUGUAAUAUGUGCACUUUGGUUUUGG